AGCGGCGGAGCGGAGCCCGAUUGCACGGCUUGGCCAUAGCAGCGGUCGUUAAUGGUCGGUGCGUGGCCGGGAGGAAACCUGAUCGGCUAGAGCCGGCCGAGAGCAGGAGGAGGAGAAGGAGGAGGAGGAGGAGUGGACUUUGCAGAGAGAGAGGAAAAAAAAAAAGGGGGGGGGGGAAAGAGGAAAAAAAAAAAAAACAAAAAGGAAAACAAACCAUGUCUUCUGCCUCCCCCACGGCCGAGAUCACGAGCGCGGUGGAGAUCAAGCAGGAAAAUGUGAUGGAAAUGCUCUCCGAAGCCGUGCCCCCCGACGGGGCGGCGGCGGGAGCCCUGAACCCCGCGGCGCCGCCGCCCCCCCCCGCCGCCGCCGCCGCCCCGUUCCCCAUGGAGCACGGCGGGGAGGAGGCGGCCGCCGAGCAGGUACUGCUCCACACGGAACUUCUGGCCAGGAACCACCACGCUGCGGCCGCCGCCUCGCCCUCCUCCUCCUCCUCCUCCUCGUCGUCGUCCUCCUCCUCGUCCUCGUCGUCCUCCUCGUCGUCGUCUUCCUCGCAGACCCCCCUGGCUUUCUCCCCGGACCACGUCGCCUGCGUGUGCGAGGCGCUGCAGCAAGGUGGGAACCUGGACCGCCUGGCCAGGUUCCUGUGGUCUUUGCCCCCAAGCGAUCUGCUACGUGGCAACGAGAGCCUGAUGAAAGCCCGGGCGCUGGUGGCUUUCCACCAGGGUAUCUACGCCGAGCUCUACAGCAUCCUGGAGAGCCACAACUUCGACUCGUCCAACCACCCGCUGCUGCAGGAGCUCUGGUACAAAGCUCGCUACACCGAGGCGGAGCGAGCCCGGGGCAGACCCUUGGGGGCGGUGGACAAGUACAGGCUGCGGAGGAAAUACCCUCUGCCCAGGACGAUCUGGGACGGCGAGGAGACGGUGUACUGCUUCAAGGAGAAGUCCCGCAACGCGCUCAAGGAGCUCUACAAGCAGAACCGCUACCCCUCGCCGGCCGAGAAGCGCAACCUGGCCAAGAUCACCGGGCUGUCCCUCACCCAGGUCAGCAACUGGUUCAAGAACCGCAGGCAGCGGGACCGCAACCCUUCGGAGACGCAGUCCAAAAGCGAGUCAGACGGCAACCCUAGCACGGAAGAUGAAUCCAGUAAGGGGCAGGAGGAUUUAUCUCCACAUCCGCUCUCCAGCUCGUCCGAUGGAGUUACCAGCCUCAGCCUUCCCAGCCACAUGGAGCCUGUGUACAUGCAGCAGCUUGGAAACACUAAAAUAGCCUUGAGCUCAUCUGGUGUCUUGUUGAAUGGAAACCUUGUGCCUGCCAGUACUUCUCCUGUCUUUCUCAAUGGUAGCUCUUUUCUUCAGGGACCCAAUGGUGUAAUUCUCAAUGGACUCAGCGUGGGGGCUUCCCAGACAGUAACUUUAAAUUCACCCAAAACCACUUCGAGUGUUGUGAGCAACGGGGUAUCCAUUACUGACAUAUUGUCAUCAUCUUCAGAAGAUGUUAAGGACUUCAAACUCCUUCAGGCUUCAGUCCCUAACACAGCAGCAGCCGCCACGUUCAGCCCCAGCAACAUACCGGUCUCAUUCCCAGGAUUGAUACCAAGCUCAGAAGUGAAAAGGGAAAGCGUAGAAACUGUUGCUUCCCAAGAUGGAGGCUCUGUAGUUACUUUUACUGCUCCUGUCCAAAUAAACCAGUAUGGCAUUGUCCAGAUCCCUAAUUCAGGAACAAAUGGCCAGCUGCUGAACGGAAGCAUCGGUUUUUCUUCUCUGCAGCUGCCUCCUGUUUCUGUGGCAGCUUCACAAGGUAACGUUUCAGUAAAUCCUAGCACAUCCGAUGGGGGAACUUUUACGAGCGACUCUUCAACGGUGCAACAAGGAAAGGUUUUCUUCAGCCCCCUCACUCCGAGCGCAGUCGUUUAUACGGUUCCCAAUUCAGGUCAGACGGUAGGAUCUGCUAAGCAAGAAGGACUGGAAAGAAGCCUUGUGUUUUCUCAGUUAAUGCCGGUCAGUCAGAACACGCAACUAAAUGUAAACAUGUCUUCUGAAAAUAUAUCCAGCGGAGGACUCCAGUACCUGGCCUCCUCGUUAGUGAAUGUAACGCCCUCACAUAAUUUUUCCCUCACACCACCCACUCUUUUAAAUGCUGCAGAACUGAACUCUGGUAUCUCAGAGAGCCAGUCCAUGUCAUCACCCGUAACCAGUACCUCUACCGUGAUAUCUAUCAGCAACACUAACUAUGCAACCCUUCAGAACUGUUCGCUCAUUACCAGUCAAGAUCUGUUGUCCAUUUCUACAGCACAGCCCGCACUUGGAGAAAUAGUUUCUGCAACCGGAGACCGUGUCAGCCACCCGUCUGCACAAGUACAUCAAGAUUUUGUCAGAGAGCACAGGUUGGUUCUGCAGGCUGUACCCGAUGUCAAGGAGAAUUUCUUGCCUAAUUCGGAAAGUAAGUCAACUGGCAACUUAAUGAUGCUGGAUUCAAAAUCCAAAUAUGUUAUGAGUAACAUGGUUGACACGGUUUGUGAAGAACUGGAAACGGACAAAAAAGAACUUGCCAAACUGCAGACAGUUCAGAUGGAUGAAGAUAUGCAAGACUUGUAAUUUUUUUCUUGCUUUCUAUUUCACUAGCUAAGUCUCCUGUUGAGGCCCUAACAAGCACCAAGCGGGGUGUUUGUUUGUUUUUUUUUUUCAUUUAAAGAAAAUAGAAGAACAUUGACAUGGUCUGAAUUAAUGUACAGAGGAAACUCCGGCAAUGGAAUUAGGUUGCCGCACUUGGUUUGCAUGCAGUAUUCUCUUUUAAGCAGAUUAAAGGAGAAAGGAAACGCCAGGGGAAGUACCAAGCGAAUGGGUACAGGUUUGGCUACCUGCUACUACGCUGAUAAUUUAAGUAGACUCUCCAUAGUGCAACAUGCUCUCAACAGUAAGUAUACACUCCUAACGUUAGGUAGAAGACAAAAAUCUCACUCCGAAAAGGUAGAAACAAUGCAGUCAUUUUCGCUGUUUACUUCUAGUCCGUGGGCAUUGAAAAAUUUUUAAGAACUCUAGACGAUACCUCACAGGCCACUUUUUUGUUGUCUGAGGUUAAGAAACGAAACAAAAUCAUGAAUAAUCUUGUUACUGGUGUGUUUGCUUUUUUCCAGCAGACUUGUGUUCAUACCAAAAAUCUCACAUCAAACACUUACAGGUUUCUAAAUGCUACAGCUAGCAUUUUGUCAGUGCACCAGAAAAGCAUCAUCUGAAACUCUAAUUAUGCAACUCAGAAGCUUUCUCUCCAGUAUGAAUGUAAAUAUUGUUUCAGUUCUUAUAAAGGAGACUUUUUUUAAAUUAGUACAAUGGAUUUUAUUUAUGGUUUAUGUUCCCUUUUACUUUAGACACAGUGCAUUGAAAAGGAAAACGUUUUCUGGCUGUUUAAUUUAUUUUUAUUGUUUGAGCAGGAAGUAAACGUAGUUAUUUCUGACAAGGUUUUACUUUUUUGUAGUUUUUCAAGCAAUAGACUCUAAAAGUAAAAUGUUAAUCACACUGAAACUAGAAGAUGAGCUCCCAGUCUCACAAACCCAGGAGGUCCUUGUCUCUACCCCCUCUGUCUUUGUGUUCAGGGGUUUUUUGUUUGUUUUGUUAGUAAUUUGCAAAUUAGUUGAACCUUUUUUGUGUAUUUUUUACAGAAUUCCAUGUGCCUUUCUUCCUAGUGGCCUUAUCUUUGUUACUAAAGCACAGUAGCAGGAGGAAUACAAACACUGACUUGCAACUAUCCGUCCUCAGGGCCAAAUCCUGAUGCCUUACUUUUGCAAGUAGACCUGCUGACUUCAGUGCCCCUACUUGCACGAGUAAGAAGAGUUAAAGUCCUUUGGUCGUGGUGGGUGACAUUUACCAGUGGUGCGGGGAGCCAAAGAUAGGUCCUCUGCGCCGCGUAAGCUGGGCAGGAGGAGUCGGCGGAGAGCCCACGGGCAGCGCAGCCGUGCAGAGGGAAAGAUCUUGGCUCCUGCCUCGGGCAGAUGAGUGUGAAAGGUUGGCUGGGCGGGCCAGGGAGGGGAGUCCCGUGUUUACACGGCCCCCUUGGCCAAAUAGCCCGUGUGGGAGAGCUUCAGCUGCUCUUCAGCAAGCAGGCCCCCAUCCAGGAGUGCACUUAAGUGUGUAUUUAUGUAUCCUUCCAGAAUAAGCAGCGCAGGGGCUGAUGGUGGGGGCUGCAGCUGCCCGACAGGUCCCUCCCUCUUCACCCCUCCGCCGGGGCAGCACGAGCAGGCAGGCUCUAGGCAGGCGGAACACAUUUCGCCUUUCCUCCAGAGGAAUUUUUGUAGCAUGGAAAAGCACAUCCUUAAGCUUUAAGAUAAUAAUAAUAAUACUACAGGUGUAUAAGAAUGACAUGCUGUUAGUCUUUGUGUUUCUGUUUUAUUUGUAUCUCUUAUUCUAAUGUGAAUAUAUACAGUAGCUAAGGCAUGUAUUCAUCCUCAUCGGGGGCCUGGUCCGGAGCCUUUGGAAGGCAAUGGGAACAUUUUUCAUCCACUUCCGUGGGCUCCGCAUCAGGCCCAAGACAAAAAAACACUCGUAAAGGACAAAAAAAAAAAAAACAGGAAAGAGAACAGAGGUAGCACAUCCCAGUCUGUUUCUGUCUUGGUUUUUACCUGGUUCCGUGGAACGACUUUAAGGACCGAAGCUUUUUCCUGCGCGCCAUGAGCGUGGCACGGACAUCCUCGCUGUUGUUUUGCACUAUAUCGAAUGCAGCAUGUUUUGCAAGGUAUUUUCAUGAAAUCUCAAAGCUGAGCUCUGUUGGUAAGCGCUGUAGUUUUACACUGCGAGCCAGAGAGUCUGGGGUUGCAGGGAAAAGUGCAGAGAAAGGGAAGAGCAAGUGUGCGAGGCAUGCACUGUGCAGCUGUAAGGAGUCACCAGUGCUUUGCAAACAGAAGCAGCCCAUAAGCAGUUGGCUGUCCCCACGUGCACCCAAGCAAAAAGGGUGUCCAAGGCAGGCACUUUAAAGUGGAGAUUAUCACAAGCAGAACAUGGAGCUGCAUAUUCCCCUGGCACAACUUCCUUGACGCUCAGGAGAUCUCCGCGUGAGCAGGGAAUCGGAUAGUCCAGAGCUCUCCUCUCUGCUCUGGGGGUUUAUCUGAGUACCUUGCUGGCUCCAGCAGGGACAAUAUGCUCCCCACCUCUUCUUCACCUGUAAAACCAAGAUGAUGAUGGUCACAGUAGCUGUAUCUGCUUUGCAUUAAUUGAUCAACUGUUUGGAAAAUUGGAAGGACCCUGUGUUGUCACGUUAAUGGAGAACGUGUGCAUGGAGCAAGAGCUGUGCGUGGCUCUGAAGGGGUUGUUCAGGGCUUGACGUCUGGUCUGUGAAGCUCAGAUUAUGUUUAAAGGCAAGCUAGAGAAUAUUUCAGAGCACUCUGUCAGUUGUUGAAGCAAUCAGGUCCCAUAAAUGAAAAGACUGUGGUGUUACACCAGUACGUUACUUUUUUUUUUCCUCCUUUGCAUUCAUUUUGUUACUGAGGCUCUGAAUCCCAUGGCUUUGCAGCACAGUUGACGUAAAAACUGUGUAUGUUGUUACAGUGGUGCGUAUCUUGGAGUGUCUGGUACUUCUAAUAGGAGACCUCCCAUCCCUUUGUGGGAGCGGAGGAUGUACGUAAAAGCAGCGGUUUGGGACAAAGUAAGAUAAAUCUGUUCGUCUUCCAGAUAUCAAGUAACUUAUUUUGUUAUUAUGUUCUACUCUUUCUCCCACUGAAAAUAAGUGUCAUUCCCUCCAGAUGAUGUAGGUAUAACCUCAUGUUUUCUGCAGGUACAUAUGCACAAUAUAAAGACUCAUUGCACGGUACAGUGUUUCUAAAAUAGAUAUUUAAAUAGUAGUUUUCCUCCUACUGUAAAUUAAGGGUCGGGUUUUGUGGCCCUCAAGCAAGAAGGCUAACGGCUCUACCUAGACAGUACACAAAGCCCCGAGCAGCAUCUGGGGCCAGAUCUUCAGCUGCUGUAAAUAAGGCAUUGCUCCACUGCUUCCUGACUGAGGAUUUUACGUGGUGUUUAGGAGAUACGGAUGCUCAUCUCCCACAUGCAUUAAUGGCAGUGAGCGUCUGUAUCUCACAGACAGUCCUUAUUACCCCGUUCUGUUGUUUAAAUGGAAACUAUAUCUAUCUUGCGUAAAUACUACUUCUCCUCCCUCCCUGUUACGGAUGAGAAUAAAGGAUCAUUUCAACUUCACGUAUGUUUGUAACUUGUAAGUCCACUGGAAAUCUUACAGGAAACGUUGCCAAAUUCUCCUACUUUUCUGGUCCCAGACUCAGCUUGGAAAAAUAUGCUUAAAGUUUAAGCAAAUUCCUACAAAGCGUGAACGUUAAAAAAAAUAUCUUUGUUCUUUACUACUUUUAAUUAAAGCUGCCUCUAUUUCACCCAGACUUUCGCAGAGAACCAGAAAUGUACUGAAUCACAUGCUCUGUCUGGACUAUUUGCAGCAUUAUUCCUGUGGUCUUACCUAAAAGGACAUUUCAGCCACAUAAAUGGUGGGCAUCUAUCGGCCAGGUCCUCGGCUGGGACAAACGAGCACAGUUCCACUGACUAAUGUCAUUUCACCCCAGCUGAGAAUGUGGUCCAUGCAUUUCACUGGAGUUGGGUCAGGGACGGAUUUGGCCCAGUACGCAGUGGCAGCACGAAGCAGUUCGCUAGGCUGAUACUCAGACAGCUAUAACUGAACAGCAACGAUCUAUCCAAGCAUAUACCUCUUUCCAUUUAUUGCUUUACCCUGCCUGUGGAUUCAGGAAGACGCAUUCAGAAAGCUAUUUUCCCCAGAAGUAAGGCUGGAACCAUUUUUAUAGUUGUCAUUAUCAGGAUUAAUGACGAUAAUGGAGAGAUUCACCGCAAUAACCAUUUUCAGUUAAAUUAAGCGAGGCAGAAUUUGGCCCCAUGUGCACAGGAACUUUUCCUGUAUGUAGAUUUCCAGUGCCUGUGCACUUUUCUUACCAAGGACAGACGAGCAACCAACGGGGUGCAUCCCUCCAGUUUCAUGUGAAUCAAAUGUGCAGAACUCCCAGGGGCAUGAAUCCUGUAGCGUUUGUGGUCAAGCAGCAUCUCAAAUCAUAAAAAGAAUAAUAAUUCUAGGAAGUCCAGAAACAAAAUUAAUGACGUUUUACAAGCAAGGAGACCUGAAGUCUUCCUGUAUCUCCUAGCAGUUAUUAUCUUGAAGGAUAUUUUAUAUCUUACUUGUAUGUUUCAUAUAAUUUAAAACUAGCUUCUUACAUUUCUGAACUCAAGGAGGAGGGUGAAUCUUCUGACUUUCGGGAUUCGCGUUCAGAGGAUGUUUGUUCUUUUGCUGCAUGUACUGUUUGUCCAGAACUAACCAGUUAUUUCUGUGAUAUGGGUUUAUUGUGCCUUACAACAAAUAAGAAAUUUAAGCGGAAUGUACGCAUUAGAGGAGGGAAUAAUCAGAAGUCUUUACUGCACUGUUAGAUGAUGCCGACCCAGAGUAUCAUCAAACGUAGCUGUGCUUAAUUACCCAACCAAAGAGAUCUAAAAAUGUGUAUGUUUGUUGUACUGUAAUAGGGGUUUGUGCCUGGACAAUUAAGUGUUUUAUUUGUAUUCUGAGAUGAUGUGAACUUAUUUUUCUAAACACUAUACUGAAUAAACUUUAUAUUUAUACAC
Cygnus atratus (black swan) is the source of this 7613-nucleotide messenger RNA. It is a transcript of the gene SIX4, whose product is annotated as SIX homeobox 4. The transcript has 3 exons. Lineage: Eukaryota; Metazoa; Chordata; Aves; Anseriformes; Anatidae. Gene Ontology annotation, molecular function: RNA polymerase II cis-regulatory region sequence-specific DNA binding; DNA-binding transcription factor activity, RNA polymerase II-specific. The record is from RefSeq and is a predicted model, not a curated record. Gene Ontology annotation, cellular component: nucleus; transcription regulator complex. Gene Ontology annotation, biological process: regulation of transcription by RNA polymerase II. The coding region runs from base 216 to 2597 and encodes 793 amino acids.